AUGAACGCUUUAGCUAUAAAGUAUCUGCACUGUGGACUUGGACCCCAUGAACAUAAUCGUAUCAUGGGAUGCAAGUCUGCUAAACAGAUUUGGGAUUUGUUACAGGUAACUCAUGAAGGUACUAACGAGGUAAAAUGUUCUAAAAUAGAUUUAUUGAUGUCUAGGUAUGAAAGAUUUAAAAUGCAAUCCAAAGAGACCAUAGAAGAGAUGUUUACCAGAUUCAAUGAUAUUAUUAAUGAACUGAACUCCCUUGGCAGGCAAAUUCCUAUUGAUGAACAGGCAAGGAAGAUCUUAAGAAGCCUACCACAAGAUGAACGCUGGAGAUCCAAGGUUACUGCCAUGCAGGAAGCUAAGGACUUUACUAAGUUCAAUAUGGAACAACUAGCUGGAUCAUUGAUGACUCAUGAACUUCAUCUAAGUUUCAACACUGAAAGUUCCAGAAAUAAAGGUUUGGCACUCAAGGUCGAAGACUCAGAAGGAUCAGAUGUUGAUGAAGAAGAGAUGGCUAUGCUAGUGAGGAAAUUUAAGAAGAUGAUGAACAAUAGGAAGUUUGAUAGGAACAAGAAGUAUACAAGUUCCAGAAACACAACGUGUUUCAAGUGUGGAUCAAAGGAUCAUUUUAUCAAAGAUUGUCCUGUUCAGGAUGGAGAGAAAGGAAAGACUAAAGGCAAGGAGCAAUCCAAGGAGUCAAGAGUCUACAAGCCUUACUUCACCAAGGACAACGUUAAGAAAGCCAUGCUUGCUGCUUGGGGAGAUACAGAUUCAAAAGAAGAAGAGGAGGAUCAACCAUCAGAAGAAACUGCUCAUUUAUGUCUAAUGGCAAAAACUGAUGAAGCUGCCAAACUGAAGGAGCUUGAGUCUGAGGUAUGGUUCUCUUACAAUAAAUUAAAACAUCUGUCUAAAGAGAAUCUAAUAGAUACUGUUUUGGAAAUCCAAGAAGAUCUAAAAGAAUUGCAUAAAUCCGAACAUCUAAGUGAUAAAGCUUUGAUAACUUACAAAGAGAACAGUGAAUGGGUUGAUAACAUGAAGUUUGACAUUCAAUACAGGUUCUUCAGUCUGUUUGAUGACCAUAAAAUUCUAAAAGAGACUCUAGAGAACUUAAAACAAGAUAACAUACUCUUGAAUGUGGAAUUGUCUUUGUUAAAACUGAGUGUUGAUACACCUAACUCUGAAGUUCCUCCACCGACUGAUUAUCCAAAUUUUGAAAAAUUGAAACAUGAUUUGGAAGAGUUAAAAAUGGAUAAGGCACGUGUUGAGGGGGAACUUGAGAGGGCUAGGAAAGGUAAACAACCAAUAGAGUAUAGAGUUCCUGAUUGGAUCACUAAGGCUCAAACUAAGAAUACUGAAGGGCAUAAGCAAGCUAAGUGCCCUAAGAAAGAACAAAGCACUCAGAAGAAUAUCAAACAUGUAAAACAAAUCUGGGUUCCAAUAGGAAGGUCACGUUCCCAUGCUAUUGAUAAUGUAUUUUUGGUCGAGGGCCUCAAGCACAAUUUGUUAAGUAUUUCUCAGUUUUGUGACAAAGGUAACUCUGUUAGCUUUACUUCAAAUAAGUGUAGAAUCAUCCACAAUUACACUGGGAACAUUAUUUUAGAAGGAACUCGAAAAGGGAACACAUAUGUUGUGGAUCUUAACGAGGUUCCUAACAGUAGUUUAACAUGUCUUAGUGUUAUUGAGGAUGAUCCUCUUUUAUGGCACAAAAGAUUUGGCCAUGCAAGCUUUUCUUUACUGGAUAAAUUAAGAUCUAAGAACUUAGUGGAAGUACUUCCUUGCAUUAAGUUCCUGUAUGACAAAGUGUGCGAAGCUUGUGCUAAAGGUAAACAGACCCGAAUUUCUUUCAAGUCCAAAAAGAUGAAAGAACAGAGAAGAACAGGUAAUCAGUUGAUACAUCUUAGAUCUAACCAUGGAACAGAAUUUGAGAAUUCAAAAUUUGAUGAGUUUUGUGCUGAGUAUGGUAUGGAUCACAAUUUCUCUGCCCCAAGAACUCCACAACAAAAUGGAGUAAUGGAACGCAAGAAUAGGAGUCUUGAAGACAUGACAAGGACAAUGUUAAUAUCAAGCAGGCUGCCUAGGAAUUUCUGGGCUAAGGCAGUGAACACAGCAUGUUAUAUACUCAACAGAGAUUGUGAUGAUGAUUUCGAAAUUGGACUUGUGCGUAAGCAAAAUCCAGAUGAGGAACUAGCAUCAUUGCAGAAGCAGCAUGGUGAAGUUGCAGAAGUAACAAAUAAUGAAACAAAUGCUGAACCAGAGUUGGAGAAUGCACCAGGAACUCCACUUCAUGAACAGACUGAAGAUCUUAAUGAAGGCCAAAAUGUGGAAACUCCUGAAGAAGUUCAACCUGAGUUCCAGAAUCAAGUUCCUACAGAAGAACCAGUCAACAAUAAUGAAGAGAGGAUGUAUCCAAUCAAAGAUUUCACUCCAAGGCCCUGGAAAUAUCAGAAAUCUCAUCCAGUUGACACAAUCAUGAGUGACAUCACAAAAGGAACUCAAACCAGAUCUCAGCUUAGGAACUUCUGUGCAUUCAAUGCAUUUCUUUCUUCCAUGGAACCAAAAAGUUAUGUUGAGGCUUUAACUGACGCAGACUGGAUUAAUGUUAUGCAAGCUGAACUAAAUGAAUUUGAAAGAAAUAAAGUUUGGCAUCUGGAACCUAGACCUAAAGACAAGAAGUUCAUUGUACUAAAAUGGGUAUUCAGAAACAAACUAGAUGAACAUGGUAUUAUUGUCAGGAACAAAGCUAGACUAGUUGUACAAGGUUUCAACCAGCAAGAAGGAAUUGACUAUGAAGAAACAUUUGCACCUGUAGCCAGGUUUUAG
Molecule: messenger RNA, 2811 nt
Organism: Chenopodium quinoa (quinoa)
Lineage: Eukaryota; Viridiplantae; Streptophyta; Magnoliopsida; Caryophyllales; Amaranthaceae
Exons: 7
Coding region: 1-2811 (936 amino acids)
Biological process (GO): DNA integration
Molecular function (GO): nucleic acid binding; zinc ion binding
Source: RefSeq, a predicted model, not a curated record